GCUUCUUCGUAAUCAAGCCAAAAAGCAACAUUGCCUCGUCAACAUCACGAUGCCAAUAGCAAGACGAGCCUCCUCUGGGCGAGCGGCAGCCAACGUUAAGCGGGUCAAGUACGCUGAGAGCGACGACGGCGAUGAGGACGACUCUUCCACUUCCCCGCCGACCGAGGAGGAUUCAGGCAGCGAGUUUGGCGAGUCUCAGGCUGAUGCGGAGGAAGCUGCUGACGAUGAAGAUGACGACGAGGAUGAUAGCGACAACGAGGUCAGCAGCGAGGAGGAGGUCACUCCCAAGAGGAAAAGAGGCAAGAGCAGCGGCGCAAAGACAACGCCAACUAAGGCGAAGUUGGCGGCCAGGCGCAUACAGCCUGACAAAGUGAAAGCGUCGCGCAAGAGAGACUCGGAUGAUGACGAAGAUUUCGAAGACAAGGAUCAACAAGAAGACGAUGGUCUUGUAGGUGGCGAAACUCUCUCGGUCACGAAGCUCGUCGCGGCUCCCACCCUACGCCACUCACCCGGCCAGCUCGGUCGCCCCGUCAUCGACUUCAUGACCAAGCUUCUCAGCCCAAAGUACAAUGACCGGGAAUGGUUCCACGCAAACGAGCGCGUCUGGAAAUGGAUAAAACAGGACUUCGAUGAAUUCUCUUCACACUUUCUCGAAAGACUUAUGGACGAAGUAGACGAGACGGUCCCUUACCUCCCUAGCAAGGAUAUGGUGUAUCGUAUCCACCGGGACGUGCGGUUCAGCAACGAUAAGACGCCCUACAAGCGGACCUUGAUGGCUACUCUGUCUCGUGGAGGGAGAAAGGGACCUUUUGCGGGUUAUCACCUUUGCGUACGAGCAGGGGGAGAAAGCGGCUUGCAUGCAGGGACGUGGGAGCCGCCCCCUGAUCGGCUCAAUGUGCUCAGAGAUCACAUCAAAGAGGAGACAGAGGAGUUCCAGCGAUUCAAGGCGAUCAUCGAAGAUCCAGAGUUUGUCAAGGUGUUUGGCGCUCCGAAGCCUGACAUCGCCAAGGGAAUCAAGGGAUCGCUAUGGGGCAGGAACGAGCUCAAGAGUGCACCAAAAGGAAUCGACAAGACACAUCCACACAUUCACCUGCUCCGUCUCAAGACAUUCUGUGUGUCUCGCCACUUCACAGACGCAGAAGUCGUCGAUGCGCAAGGCGACGCGGACGGAAGCGACGAUGCGAAGCCCUUUCCGAAGCAGGGCAAGAAGGGAGCAUCAACAGCAGCUGUGGUGAAGGGCGGGCGAGGAGGCGGCGACGAUACAGUGAGCAGGGCAGGUAGCUUCGAGGACAAGCUCGUAGCUGCGGCGCGUAUGGCCAAGGACUUUGUCGAGGUCCUCAACGAUAUGAUGCACCCGGCCCCACCGCCGCCGCCGGGCUUCGCUGGGGAUGUAGCUUGAGGGAGACGAGACACGCGUGCAAAGCGCAAAGUGUGAGGCGUCACGGGGGGAGGAGUCUUUGAUCUCUGUAUUAUUGCUAUGCUGAUUCAUGCUGCGCCGAUGCGUAAAGCGCUAGC
Jaminaea rosea is the source of this 1515-nucleotide messenger RNA. RefSeq lists its product as hypothetical. The transcript has 2 exons. The coding region runs from base 50 to 1399 and encodes 449 amino acids. The record is from RefSeq and is a predicted model, not a curated record. NCBI's taxonomy places the organism in Eukaryota, Fungi, Basidiomycota, Exobasidiomycetes, Microstromatales.